Molecule: messenger RNA, 1539 nt
Organism: Durio zibethinus
Lineage: Eukaryota; Viridiplantae; Streptophyta; Magnoliopsida; Malvales; Malvaceae
Source: RefSeq, a predicted model, not a curated record
CUUGUGAAGAUGUUCAACCUCAAAAUUUCUAUAAGAUUGUGAUUUUUUUUAUUUCACUUAUAAAUAUCUUACUCCAAUAUGCUGGAAGAUCAUACAUUAAAUUCGAGAGAGAGAGAGAGAGAGAGAGAGGAAGAGAUGGAGACAAAGGAUUACAGAGCCCAUGUGUUGGCAAUUCCUUAUCCAAGCCAAGGCCACAUCAACCCAAUGCUCCAAUUCUCCAAGCGCUUAUCCUCCAAAGGACUGAAGGCAACCUUUGCCACCACCCUCUUCAUCUCCCAAACCAUGAAGCCUGAAUCAUUUGGCUCCGGCGUCGAAAUGGACACCAUAUCCGAUGGCUGCGACGAAGGCGGCUUCUCGGAAGCCGACAGCGUCGACGAUUACCUCAAAAGGUUAGAAGUUGCUGGAUCAAAAACCCUAGUUGAGCUCAUCAGAAAAUACAAAACCUCAUCCCAUCCUAUUGAUUGCAUACUAUAUGAUGCUUUCCUUCCAUGGGCUUUGGAUGUAGCAAAGCAAUUCGGCUUAAUCGGAGCAGCUUUUUUUACUCAGGCAUGUGUUGUUAAUUACAUAUAUUAUUAUGCUUACCAUGGACGACUGAGUCUUCCAGUUUCAUCAGUGCCUGUCUCCAUCCCUGGUUUGCCAUUGCUUCAGCUUCGAGACAUGCCAUCGUUCAUUUAUGUUGCAGGGUCGUAUCCUUCUUACUUUGAGUUGGUGUUGAGUCAGUUUUCUAAUGCAGACAAAGCAGAUUUCAUUCUUGUUAAUACCUUCUACGAGUUGGAACAUGAGGCUGUGGAUUCAAUGUCUAAAGUGAUCAGUCCAUUAUUAACAAUUGGUCCAACAAUCCCAUCCAUGUACUUAGACAAAGGAGUCGAAAAUGACAAAGAUUAUGAUCUUAAUCUCUUCAAAUUGGACUCAACCAGUACUAAGUGGCUAAGCACCAAGCCACCAGGAUCUGUUGUUUAUGUCUCAUUUGGCAGCAUGGCUAACUUAAGCAUCAACCAAAUGAAGGAACUUGCCUGGGGCUUAAAGCAAACCAAUUUCUAUAUCUUGUGGGUGGUUCGAUCAUCUGAGGUACCCAAAAUCCCAGACAGGUUCGUAGAAGAAAUGGGUGAUAAAGCCCUGAUUGCCAACUGGAUUACCCAAACUGAAGUGCUAGCACAUGAGGCUGUGGGGUGUUUUUUCACGCAUUGUGGCUGGAACUCCACCAUCGAGGCAUUGUGCUUGGGAGUUCCAAUGGUGGCAAUGCCCCAAUGGACUGACCAGACCACGGAUGCUAAGUAUGUUGAGGAUGUUUGGAAGGUUGGGGUUCGAGUUAAUCUCGAUGAGAAUGGGAUUGUGAGCAGAUAUGAAAUAGAGCGUUGCAUCAGACAAGUAAUGGAAGGAGAAGAAGGGAAAGUAAUGAAAGAAAAUGCUAGAAAAUGGAAGGAAUUAGCUAUUGAGUCAGUGUGUGAAGGAGGAAGUUCACACAAGAGCAUUGAUCAAUUUGUUUCUAAAAUAUCGACAACAAUGUCGUAAACUUAUGACUCUAUAAUUUAGUUUUUG